Molecule: messenger RNA, 2983 nt
Organism: Epinephelus moara (kelp grouper)
Lineage: Eukaryota; Metazoa; Chordata; Actinopteri; Perciformes; Serranidae
Gene: herpud1
Product: homocysteine-inducible, endoplasmic reticulum stress-inducible, ubiquitin-like domain member 1
Exons: 8
Coding region: 206-1477 (423 amino acids)
Biological process (GO): endoplasmic reticulum unfolded protein response; negative regulation of endoplasmic reticulum stress-induced intrinsic apoptotic signaling pathway; ubiquitin-dependent protein catabolic process
Cellular component (GO): endoplasmic reticulum membrane
Molecular function (GO): transmembrane transporter binding
Source: RefSeq, a predicted model, not a curated record
AAGUCCCGUAUGACAGCCAGCACAAAGACACUUUGAGAUUCAGCCGAGUUUAGCGAGUUACUCAGUCAACGAAACAGGUUGCGUCGUUUUCACCUAUUCACUGAUAAAUUGUACCAGGAGAACUUUUGGUAUUUACAGUAGUGGUAACAUAUUAAGUAAUUGUAUCGUCCAAAGACCGAGAGUACACUUAGUGAAAGAGUAAAAAAUGGAUGUGGGAGAUUCCCAACGAGAGACUAUUUCUCUCCUUAUAAAAACGCCCAACCAGGCUCAGGAGGACCAAGCCGUCGAAGGGGUCUAUCUACACUGGACUGUAAAGGACCUAAAAACACAUUUGUCGACUGUUUACGCAACCGAACCGGCUGUGAGUGAGCAGAGACUCAUCUAUGCUGGUAAACUGCUACCUGAUCAUCUGCACAUUAAAGAUCUCUUCAGACAGACUGACUCCAUUCCCACACUGCACCUGGUGUGUGCUUUUAGGAAUCCACCCCAAGGACCCCUUGGAGCCAGACCUAAGACCAAACAGACAGAACAGCCAUGUCCCUCUAGUCCGAGGCCCAUGGCAGCCAGUUCCAGCAGCUCCUCCUCCACAGUCCAGACUCCAAGCACACCAGAGCUGAGGCAGAGGAGGCAGAACUCUUCAGCUUCAGCUGCUGCUGCUUCCGCUCAUGCACACUCCCCAGUGUCUCCAUCAGGAAUGCCUUCAUGGCCUACUGCUGCAGUGCCUGGAGCGCCACAGAUGACCCAACCAGCCUUUCCCACCUACUCCCUGUACAGCCCUCAACAGCUACUCUGGCUCCAACAUGUCUACGCAAGACAGUAUUACAUGCAAUAUCAUGCAGCAUUGGCCGCAGCAGGCACUUUCCCCUCUGCACCAGCUACAACCAUUGGCCAGUACCCUCCCGUUCCAGCCCACCAAGUACCUGUCCCAGCCCCCUUAGCCAAUCAGAACCCCAUCAACAACCUGCCAGCCAAUCAGAACCCAGUGCAAGAUGGCGCUUUCAUCAACCCCGGAGAGGCCAACCAGAACAUGCGGAUGAACGCACAGGGCGGGCCCGUGAUGGAGGACGAGGAGGAUAUGGAGCGUGAUUGGCUGGACUGGUUGUACUCCGCCGCAAGAUUUAGCGUUCUGCUCAUGAUUGUGUACUUCAACUCUAACCUGACCCGCUUCCUGCUGGUGAUGAGCACUCUCUUCAUCAUGUACCUACACACUGUUGGUUGGUUUCCCUUCAGAAGGCGAGUGCAGGUCCAAGGACCCAACCACCUGCAGCCCCCUGAGGUCCAGCAGAACGAGAACAGGAACCCAAAUCCAGUAGAUGAGCUUGCUGACAGACAGGGGGAGGAACCUGCUGACGAUGGAUCAAUGACAGCAGUUUUAGUGCCUCCUCACAGAGUGUCAGUCAUAUGGACAGCGUGGGUUUUCUUCAAAACUUUCUUCUCCUCCCUCAUACCUGAGGCUCCUCAGGGUGUGGCCAACUGACCACAGACGACUGAGAGAGACAGCAGACUUUAAGUUUUCAGUGAGGAACAAAGAUCACCUGAGAUGGAAAGAAAAGAAGGACGUCUGUCAGCUCAAUAAAUGAAAAUAAGGGCAUUGUACGUGUACAUAUCAACAAUGACUGAUACUUCCCUAUUAACAGUAGUUCGAAGAGCUCCUGUGUAAAAUAGUUUUUUCUUCUGAGUGUGAAACACAAAGUUAAAUACACCAGCAAAAUAAAGCAAUGCCAGACCCUUGAAUUUCCAAAAAUGUGGACUGAAAAGAAAGGACACGAAAGACUAAAAAACAUCAGACCACAAUAGUAACAAUAAUGCAUCGUUCAAUGGGAUCCCAGACCUUCAUCUGACCAAACAUCUGCUAUAUACUGAUUGUGGGUUUUUACCCCAACCUUAACUUUUUCACUGUGUGACAAGGCCCUCAAAGACGAGCAUUGCCACCUGGACGGUUCACUUAUCCAUGAACAACAGUAGGUGGCAGCUGAGGGUAAAAAUAAAUGUUUUAUCUGACACUGUUGGACUUUGUGCCAAAGUUAUUUACAGUGAUGGGAGUUAUGUACGUGGGCUUUCUAAUCCUCAAGGAUUCCAAAUCAGCUUAUCUGAGUUUUCAUAAUGAAUAUGAUCCAGAUCAAUACUCUCACACUUAUGAGGAUGAUUAUAUGAGACAUGUUUGAUGGGGAGUGAAAAUCCACACAGAAACAGAACUCAGUACUGUAUGUUAUCGCUCUCUUACAGAACAGGCCUAUUUUGGUCAGUCCAUGCAUGGACUCUGGAUUUGAGGACAGCUGUAAAAGUAGGGCAGAUGCUGUUUUUACUUGUUUUACAGCUUUGCUUUUGACUAUGAAAGCAUCUGAGCUAAAUUGAUUUUGACACCAAUCUAUCUGAACUUACAGUAUAGCCCCCUUUUACACUGCUUCUUCAAGGUGGAAAUUAUUAUGCCUUGCCUGGACAGCCGGCAGGAUGGGAUCAUGGGCGGCAUGGGCGUGAGACUUUGACGACGUGUUAUGCGUUGUCUCUCAAAAUAAGCACAAUACUCAACUAUAUACAAGUUUAAAAAAUCGGCUAAUUUUGGAUUAUUAAAGUCAAAAAUUAAGUUGCUCUGAUGUAUCAGUAAAAUUCAGACAAAAUACAAGAUGAGAUUCACAUUAUUUUGGCAUUUAUUUACUUCCAUACAGUCACUGUACUGAACAUUAACUGCCUUUAUGCUAGCAAAAACUGACAGUAACCACAGCUUCAGUUCACAAACAAAACUGGACAAGAAGAACAAAAUCCAAAUCAUGAACAAAAGUCAUGAUUAACAAAGUUCAAAAUAACAUAGUGCAGAUUUUUUCACCAGUUUGUUUUUUUGGGUGAUUUUCCUAUUAUUGAGCAUUGGAUUGUGGUGAUUGUGACCAGAUGCAAAUGAAACUUAAACUUUUCACCAAAUCACUGAGUACAUUUUCUGCAGCCUUAGUUGAGAGAAGAAAAAAAAAAAAAAAAAAAAAAAGAACAA